AUGCGGGAUGUGAAGCCGCGUGUGGCCCAGCUGAGGAAGCUGACGGCGCGCUCGUGGGGCCUGCAAGAGCCGCAGCUGCGAACCGUCGCCAACGGUUACGUCCGUGGUGCACUCGAGUACGCGGCGGCGGCAUGGCUCCCGGCGGCGUCGGAGUCGCACGUGGAGCUGCUUGAGAGGGAGAUGCGUGCCACAGCGCGCGUCGUGACCGGCUGCCCGAUCAGCACGCCGAGAGACCCGCUGAUGGCGGAGGCCGGCAUCGUCCCGGUCCGGGCGCGCAGGGAGGCGUUGGCCGUCAGGCUGACCGCCACUGCGGCGUCGCAGAGGACCGAUGACCCUCUCCGUGAGGUAGCAGCGAGGACAGCCCCCCGACGACUGCGGACCACCACCGGCUGGCGUGAUGUGGGACGGGAGGCCCUCACCCGGCUUGGUCUUCAGGAGACACCCGUGGAGGAGCGACUACACAUCACCCUCCCUCCAUGGUCGGACUGUUCGGGGGUGGCGAUCCGGCUGGACGUCGGCGCGGCUAUUAGCAGGGAGGCACGCGACGAGGUCCGCCGGGCGGCGGCCGAAGAACACCUCGCGACCCUGCCAGACCAGGCGACCUGGAUCUGGAGCGACGGCUCGGCAGAGGGCGGUGUCGCGUCCGGGGGCAGUGGUGCCCUGAUCACCCUGCCCUCUGGAGAAGAGAGGAAGACCCGGACGCCGGCCGGCGCCGUCUGCAGUAGCACCCGCGCCGAGCUGGUGGCGAUGCGUGCCGCUCUGGAGGAGGUGCAGCAGCUGGAGGACGCAACGUCUGCGACCCCGCUGGUGCUCUGCACCGACUCCCAGGCUGCGCUCGCCACGCUCGCGACGGGCGCCGGAGAACAGCGGACGACGCUGGGAGCCGAGACAUGGCGCCUGCUCCUGGCGGCCCCGGACAGACCGACAUGGCUGCAGUGGGUCCCGGCCCACUGUGGCCUCCCAGGCAACGAACGGGCGGACGAGCUGGCCAAGGAGGCCUCCAGCUUACCACAGGCAGCCGCGCCUGUGGACGUCCGCAGCCUCACUAAGGCAGUCGGCCGCGCCGCCUCCAAGGCCUGGCGAGAUCGCUGGCCCGACAGCUUCUUCAGGCGGAUUAUGAGAGACAGGUUCCCGACACCUGUCCUCAACGAGACGAGGGAAGACGCGGUGAAUGUGCACCAGCUUCGAGCGGGCCACUGGGGGCUCUCGACGAGCUACCUGCACAGGAUCGGCCGUCGCCCAACACCGACCUGCCAGCAGUGCGAGGACCUGAAGUGCCCGGCGGCACUGUGUCUGGUCUGCCGAGAGGAGGCCGACACGCCGGAGCACGUGCUGCUGCACUGCCCCUGCCUGGCGGGCAAGCGACUACGCCUGUUCGGGACCAUACACCCUGAUGCGACUCGGCUGCGGGACGGCGGGGCCGUGGCGGCGCUGGCCCGCGGCUUCCUCCGCUACCGAGAGCCUGCGGGCUACGGCCGGCCGUAG
This is a messenger RNA of Amphibalanus amphitrite, 1485 nucleotides long. RefSeq lists its product as uncharacterized. NCBI's taxonomy places the organism in Eukaryota, Metazoa, Arthropoda, Thecostraca, Balanomorpha, Balanidae. The transcript is spliced from 2 exons. Gene Ontology annotation, molecular function: RNA-DNA hybrid ribonuclease activity; nucleic acid binding. Bases 1 to 1485 code for a protein of 494 amino acids. The record is from RefSeq and is a predicted model, not a curated record.